AUGACCAUCGUCGUCAUAUCACCACAACCUCCAAAUCACCGUUGCAUGGGACACAUCACUACUUCAUGUGAAGGGGAGAAGAAACUUGUGUUAUCGAUAUCAUCAGAUGUAGAGGUGUGGGAUGCUAUCUUGAAGAAUGAGGAAGUUCGGGAUCUUCAACGCUCAUUGCCAUACACAGCUAAUGAAGAAAAGGACAUGGGAUGCAAGAAAGAACUCAACUCGACAUCUCUUCUGAUUAAGUGGAUUUUUGCUUUCAUGAAAUUGAAAAUUAGAGAAUUAAUCGAUAAAUUAGAGAUCGAUGAUGCUUUCUUGUUCUUUCCAAUGGUCGACGACCAUCUGUUAUCACCACUCCUCUGUCGUCGUUGCUACAACCUACAAAAGGGACACCGGCCGCCGCUACUACAGACCAGAAAAGAGACCCUAGCGAUCUUUUAUAUCCUUUCCACUAGAUCAUCAACGACAUGCAGAGAUUCAAGGGGAGAUUGGGAUAAGAGUUGUAGAUCCAAGAGAUCAGGACUGAGUUGCACAUCCAUGAAAUCGGGUUAGAUUUCAUGGAAAUUUCAUAUAUUGGGAAUGGAUUUGAUUCAGGUUUUUUAUUACAUUUAUCAAGAAGAAAACCAAAAUUUCUGAUUUCGUUGAUGAUGGUUUCACGAGCUUCAUCAGAUUUGAUUACAGAGGUUUAAGAUUUGGUUGUAUCUUUGAUUAAAUUGUAUUUGAUUUGAUUUGAUUGUAUUUGGUGGCGGUUUACCCGAAGAAGACGUAGUUGUCGAAUGGAAAUUAUCGAGCAAAAAGUAAUCACAUGGAAGAAGCGCAUGAGGGGUGAUUUUGGUAAAGGAAUAAACAGGAUGGGAUCAUUAGAUAUUAAUAAUUAUAUAAGUAAUUAUGUAAAAUAAAUAAAUUAUAAAAAAAUCAGUAAGGGAAAAAUAGUCUUUUAAUGUUAGAAAGGGACCGCGCGGGAAACAAAAACAAACAGUAGGGACGGUCCGAGUUAGAAAAAUAAGUUAGGGACCAAGCGCACAAAUUACCCAAACCACAGGGACCAUUUGUGUAAUUUGUCCUAUAUAUAUAU
Molecule: messenger RNA, 1069 nt
Organism: Lactuca saligna
Lineage: Eukaryota; Viridiplantae; Streptophyta; Magnoliopsida; Asterales; Asteraceae
Source: the annotation of a GenBank genome assembly